Prosopis cineraria is the source of this 767-nucleotide messenger RNA. Its product is annotated as ubiquitin-60S ribosomal protein L40. Bases 106 to 492 code for a protein of 128 amino acids. Gene Ontology annotation, cellular component: nucleus; cytoplasm; ribosome. The record is from RefSeq and is a predicted model, not a curated record. The transcript is spliced from 5 exons. Gene Ontology annotation, molecular function: protein tag activity; structural constituent of ribosome; ubiquitin protein ligase binding. NCBI's taxonomy places the organism in Eukaryota, Viridiplantae, Streptophyta, Magnoliopsida, Fabales, Fabaceae. Gene Ontology annotation, biological process: translation; modification-dependent protein catabolic process; protein ubiquitination.
UGCGGAAGCAGCUAACCCUCAUUCCCGGCCUCAAGCCCUCGACUCAAUACAGGACGCCUACGGCGGAAGUUGAUAGAGAAGAAGGUAUAGAGGAAGUCGAAGAAAAUGCAGAUCUUCGUGAAAACCUUGACAGGGAAGACCAUCACCCUCGAGGUCGAGUCCAGUGACACCAUUGAUAAUGUGAAGGCUAAGAUUCAGGACAAAGAAGGUAUUCCCCCGGACCAGCAAAGAUUGAUUUUUGCUGGGAAGCAACUGGAGGAUGGCCGUACCCUCGCCGAUUAUAACAUUCAGAAAGAGUCCACAUUGCACCUUGUUUUGAGACUUCGCGGGGGUAUUAUCGAGCCAUCUUUGAUGGCAUUGGCCAGGAAAUAUAAUCAGGAUAAGAUGAUAUGCCGCAAGUGUUAUGCUCGUUUGCACCCCCGUGCUGUCAACUGCAGGAAGAAGAAAUGUGGACAUAGCAACCAGCUGAGGCCUAAGAAGAAGAUCAAGUAAACUUUCACGUUUGGAAGAAAGAACCUUGGCUUCCGUGGAUUGCUAAUCUAUUUUGAGAUCCAGAAAGCUUGAUUUUCUUGUUACAAUUGUAGGCUUGAUAAACUACAUAUUAUUAUAAUAUUAUUAUUAUUAUAUGAUAGCCGCAUGAGCGGUUUCUCUUGGUCUGGUGUUAAUUUUUGACAUUUUGCUGGAGAUGCAUUACUAUCGUAUGGACAAUCAUGUCUCUGUUUUAUGUGACACUAUCUAUUUGUAUUUGAUUUUGACGAUGUGCAUUA